AAGAGACGCCUCCCGGCGGGAGCUGGCAGCUGUGGGAGCAGCGCGGGCAGAGCAGCGGGCGCCGGGGAGGACUGCGGGCCGGCCGGUCUCUCCAAGGUGGCCGAGGCUCGCGGGCGCUUCGCGAAGGGUACGGCGGGCGGCGCGGCCGGCCCCGCUCCUAGAGCCGCUGCGGCGCAGCCCGGGCUCGGGGCACGCUCCUUGGAGAGUUGCUGCUUGUCCGUGAAGCAUCAUGAAGGCGCCCUGUGUGGUCCUGCUCGCCCUUGCCGUCCUGACGCUCCUGACGUGGCUUCCUGUGUCCCUGAGCUGUAACAAAGCACUCUGUGCUAGUGAUGUGAGCAAGUGCCUCAUCCAGGAGCUCUGCCAGUGCCGGCCCGGGGAGGGAAACUGUUCCUGCUGUAAGGAGUGUAUGCUGUGUCUUGGGGCCCUCUGGGACGAGUGCUGUGACUGCGUGGGCAUGUGCAAUCCCCGGAAUUACAGCGACACACCUCCAACCUCCAAGAGCACGGUGGAGGAGCUGCACGAGCCCAUCCCUUCCCUCUUCCGCGCGCUCACGGAAGGCGACACUCAGCUCAACUGGAACAUCGUCUCCUUUCCUGUGGCAGAAGAACUUUCACACCAUGAGAAUCUGGUUUCGUUUUUAGAAACCGUGAACCAGCCACACCACCAGAAUGUGUCUGUUCCCGGCAACAAUGUCCACGCGCCGUAUUCCAGUGAUAAAGAACACAUGUGUACGGUGGUUUACUUUGAUGACUGCAUGUCCAUACACCAGUGUAAAAUAUCCUGCGAGUCCAUGGGGGCAUCCAAGUACCGCUGGUUUCAUAAUGCCUGCUGCGAGUGCAUUGGCCCGGAGUGCAUUGACUACGGAAGUAAAACGGUCAAAUGUAUGAACUGCAUGUUUUAGAGACAGAACAGAAAUAUAAACCAAAGCCAUUUAGACAAAACAGACAUGAGAAGUUAAUUUACUGGUCACGCCAGAAUGCCAGCAAGUUAAGAUGUAGACAACUGGGGAGGAGUUCCUUUCCAAGUCAGACGUGCAGCGACGUGUUAUGAUUCUACUGCUCUCAUGACUCCCUGCCCAGCAGCAGUGCCCUUUCCCUUGAACCCACACACAGCCCUGAUCGUAGAAGCAGGUGCACCAAGAAUUCCUUCAGGACCUGAAGCUCUUACCAAAGCCUCACGCUGUGCGCCCGCAUUGCUGAAGCCGGCAGGAAGAGGCCUGCCGACCAGAGCUGAUGCUUGUGCUGAUCCUGGGACACUAAGUUUUUCUACUUGUAUGUCUGCUUUCCUGUGCCUUAUAUUGGUUAUCUGUUUUAUAAGUAGACGUUCAAUUAGAUCACUCUAAGAACUUGCACCAAAUCAUUACAGAAAAGCUUAAUUUCAGUCUCCAUCCAUCCAGCAACUACUCUUCCAUUGGCCCGCUGUCUGGCUCAGCUGUUUUCCUAUCACCAAAGCUUGGAAUUGAAUAUAUUCAGAAACCCACAAUGUCAGCAUUACCAUAAUCGGAGGUGCUUGGCUGUCUCUGGAGCUGGAGCACCGGGUGUUUGGGACUUGUCCAGGACCAGAAGUGUGUGGGCUGCCCAGCUGGCUCUAUUUUGAUUUUUA
Molecule: messenger RNA, 1602 nt
Organism: Ochotona princeps (American pika)
Lineage: Eukaryota; Metazoa; Chordata; Mammalia; Lagomorpha; Ochotonidae
Gene: TWSG1
Product: twisted gastrulation BMP signaling modulator 1
Exons: 5
Coding region: 230-901 (223 amino acids)
Biological process (GO): regulation of BMP signaling pathway
Source: RefSeq, a predicted model, not a curated record